AUGAAUGAAGGACUAACAGUGGAAUGUACAUUGGAGUCUCAUAAGCCUUCACGGGGCGUUUGGAACCCAAGGGCAAAUUUCAAAACUGAGGAACAAGAAAUUCAAGCUGCAAUUGAAGAAUCGUUGAAAACCAGUAAGUUUUCACCAACCCGUGGACUCCGUUCCCAGCAAUCACACUCAGAAGAUGAGGCUAACCCGUCGCCGUCAAUGUCUCCGCCUCCGCCUGGGCCAGCUCCUUCCCAUUCUCUUCCGUCCCGCCCAGAGCUUACUCAGGAUCAGCCAUGCACCUCUUCUCAAGAUGCUAUGGAUGAUUAUCAUCAAGGCUUUAGUGGCUUCCAAGAGCAUGUAGGUCCCUCAUCAAACCCAGGUAAAAGUUUUGAAACUGUAGUGCAAGAAAUCCAAGCUGCAAUUUUGGAGUCUUUGAAAGCCAAUCAGCCUUCACCUGCCCGUCAAAUCCAUUCCCAACAAUUAGAAUUGGGAAAUGAGGCUAUUUCUCCGCCGCCAAUUUCUCGCAGUAGUCGCGCUCCUUCCGGUUCCGGACCGGCUCCUUCCCAUCCGCCUCCGCUCCGCCCGCCUCUACCCCACCCAGAGCCCGCUCAGGAGCCACCUACCUCUACUCAAGAGCCUAUAGAUGAAUCUCAUAAAGAGACCGGUGGCACUGGCAUCCAAGAGCAUGUCGGUCUCCAAUCACACCCAAGUGCAAGUUUUGAUACUGAGCAACAAGAAAUGCAAGCUGUAAUUGAAGAAUCUUUGAAAACCAGCCAGCAUCCACCUCCAGUCGGCAAAGGACUCGUCUCCCAAGGACCAUCCUGCGUUGCAUCACUCACAGGAGAAGGAAAAGGAACAGAAGAGGAUUCUCGCGCAUCCAACGCCUCUCCUCCUCACUCACCACCUUCAGACAGACCUGGCCACAAGCCUUCAGUCGACUACAGUUCACAUCAGCCUUUGACAGACUAUCUGGAAGGGUCUAGUGGGCACACUUCAUCACGUCCAAUGAACAAAAACAAUGAAAAUUUAACAGAGGAUCAAGCUCUCUCUCAUCCAAAACAAGCCUCGACACAGGAGGUAUCCCAACUACCACCGCUUGAUAUGGCUAGAGGACAUGAUUCUGAGCCUCCAUGGGUUCCAUUGAUUAUAGGAUUACACAUUCUCUUGUUUUUUUGGAUCAAAGGGUUUUUCGGUUGAUC
Messenger RNA from Puccinia graminis f. sp. tritici CRL 75-36-700-3, 1187 nucleotides. RefSeq lists its product as uncharacterized. Lineage: Eukaryota; Fungi; Basidiomycota; Pucciniomycetes; Pucciniales; Pucciniaceae. The coding region runs from base 1 to 1185 and encodes 394 amino acids. The record is from RefSeq and is a predicted model, not a curated record. The transcript has a single exon.